CUGGAGGGGAAGCUGAGUGGCACCUGAAGUAAACUUUGGGUGUGAGACGGGAUUCAGGUCGUGGCUCAUGUGCUGGAGGUACACACAGUUGUGACCAUCAAGUAUGCAAGAAGCCAUCAUUCUCCUGGCUCUCCUGGGUGCCAUGUCAGGGGGAGAGGCGCAACACCUAAUCUUCUUACCUGCUACAGGCGCCGUCGCAGAGAAUUCUCCACCUGGGACUUUGGUGCACAACUUUUCUGUGAAAUUAGCAGCAUCACUGUCGCCUGUGAUCCCAGGAUUUCCCCUGAUAAUCAACUCUAAUCCCCUCACAGAAGCCUUCAGGGUGAAUUGGCUGACAGGCACUGACUUUGAGGUUGUCACCACUGGGAUGGAACAACUAGAUUUUGAAACAGGACCAAACAUAUUUGAUUUGCAGAUUUAUGUGAAGGAUGAGGUUGGUGUCACAGACCUGCAAGUCCUGACUGUUCAGGUAACAGAUGUGAACGAGCCACCUCGGUUUCAAGGCAACUUGGCGGAAGGUCUACAACUCUACAUAGUAGAAGGAGCAAACCCUGGAUUCAUUUACCAGGUUGAGGCCUUCGAUCCAGAAGACACAGGCCAAAACAUUCCCCUCAGUUAUUUCCUGAUUUCUCCCUCGAAGAGCUUCGGAAUGUCUGCUAACGGCACCCUCUUCUCCACAACAGAAUUGGACUUUGAAGCAGGACCCAGCAGUUUCCACCUCAUCGUGGAGGUGAGGGACAGCGGCGGCCUCGGGGCCUCCACGGCCAUCCAGGUGAACAUUGUGAACCUCAACGACGAAGCCCCUCACUUUACCAGCCCGACACGAGUGUACACGAUCCUGGAGGAACUGAGUCCCGGAACCAUCGUGGCCAAUAUCACAGCGGAGGAUCCUGACGAGGAAGGUCUUCCCAGCCACCUCCUCUAUAGCAUUACCACUGUUAGCAAAUAUUUCAUGAUAAAUCAGUUGACUGGUGCAAUCCACGUGGCCCAGAGGAUCGACCGAGAUGCAGGUGAAUUGAGACAGAAUCCCACCAUUUCCCUGGAAGUUCUGGUGAAGGACAGGCCAUAUGGGGGUCAGGAGAAUCGCAUCCAGAUAACCUUCACUGUGGAAGACAUCAACGACAAUCCUGCCACAUGCCAAAGUUUCACCUUCAGCAUUAUGGUGCCGGAAAGAACAGCCAACGGGACGUUGCUUCUUGACCUGAACAAUUUCUGCUUUGAUGAUGACAGUGAGGCACCAAACAACAGAUUCAACUUCACCACGCCAUCUGGAGUGGGGAGCGGCAGCAGAUUUUUACAGGAUCCAGCUGGCUCUGGGAAAAUUGUGCUGAUUGGUGAUCUAGAUUAUGAAAAUCCAAGUAAUCUAGCAGCCGGCAAUAAAUACGUGGUGAUAAUCCAGGUGCAGGAUGUGGGGGCCCCUUACUAUAAAAAUAACAUCUACAUUUAUAUCCUAACAAGCCCAGAAAAUGAGUUUCCUCUCAUUUUUGAUAGGCCAUCCUACGUAUUUUCUGUGUCAGAAAGAAGACCGGCCAGAACCCGAGUGGGACAGGUGCGAGCCACUGACAAAGACCUCCCUCAGAGCAGCCUCGUGUACUCCAUCUCCACCGGAGGGGCCAGCCUCCAGUACCCGAACGUAUUUUGGAUUAAUCCCAAGACAGGAGAACUCCAGCUGGUAACUAAAGUGGACUAUGAAACAACCCCCGUGUAUAUUCUCAGAAUCCAGGCCACCAACAGCGAGGACACAAGCUCUGUCACUGUUACCGUGAACAUCCUUGAAGAAAAUGAUGAAAAGCCAAUUUGUACUCCAAACUCUUAUUUCCUGGCCCUCCCAGUGGAUCUGAAAGUUGGCACAAAUAUUCGGAAUUUCAAGCUGACGUGUACUGACCUCGAUUCCAGCCCCAGAUCUUUCCGUUACUCCAUUGGUGCAGGCAACGUCAACAAUCAUUUCACCUUCUCUCCCAAUGCUGGUUCCAACGUCACACGCCUGCUGCUUACGUCUCGCUUUGACUAUGCUGGUGGGCUUGAUAAGAUCUGGGACUACAAGCUACUUGUCUACGUAACGGAUGACAACUUGCUGUCCGGCAGGAAGCAAGCCGAGGCUCUCGUUGAGACGGGAACAGUGACGCUGAGUAUUAAAGUCAUUCCGCACCCAACCACAGUCAUCACCACAAGCCCCAGGAAGCUGCACCCCUGGUCAGCAGCCCUCAUACCUGCAGCAUGCCAGAAGGAAACCCAGGGUCACCUACCAGGUCCUGAGGAAAAACGUUUACUCUCCGUCCGCAUGGUACGUGCCUUUUGUCAUCACUGUGGGCUCCAUAUUGCUUCUGGGUCUCCUGGUGUCCCUGGUCAUCCUGUUGGCCAAAGCCAUCUACAGACACUGCGCCGGCAAGACUGGGAAGAACAAGAAAGCUCUGACAAAGAAAGGAGAAAUGAAGAAUGCAAAGAGAGAGGUGGUGGUGGAAACUAUCCAGAUGAACACUGUCUUUGAUGGAGAAGCCAUAGAUCCAGUGACUGGGAAAAUAUAUGAAUUCAAUUCAAAAAGUGGAGCCAGAAAGUGGAAAGAUCCACUAACCCAAAUGCCAAAAAGGAAAGAGUCCGGCCCCCGGGGAGCUGCCCCAUGCAGACUUGCUGCUGGGGAAGGAUUGAGGCCACUGAGAAGUGCCAGCCGGGAAGAAGAUGAACUGAGUGCCAAUGCAUGGGCUGAGGAUGCCAGCCUGGCUUCCAGAAACAAGAGUGGCAAGCCGGGCACCCCAAAGAACAGAAACCCAGCCUUCAUGAACAGUGCUUCCCCCAAACCACACCCAAGAAAGUAAACAGGGUCUAGGGAGGAGCCUGUCAAUCACUGGGAUGCUGCCUCACCCUAAAUUCUAUGGGGACAGUGUGGGCAUGGCAUAGGUGGAAACGUGGGCUGAGGGGAUUCAGACAUCCAGGGUCAAACCUGGGAUGUUUGACAAAGUUUUAAACAAAUAGAAAGGGGUUUGAUCACAUAGUUGCCUGUUCUGAAAUGAUACAGGAAAAGUUUCUAUUAGAUCUCAAAACUACCUGUGCUUCUGAUCAACAGGACUGUUAACGCUGGGGUGUGGAAUUGCUGUGUUUCUUCUUUGCACUGACUGCUAGGAAGCUCUGUUCAGUUCACCAUUGGAAGUUCACAGGACUUCCUGACAUAAAUAGUGAAGAUCAUCCUCA
Molecule: messenger RNA, 3186 nt
Organism: Cebus imitator (Panamanian white-faced capuchin)
Lineage: Eukaryota; Metazoa; Chordata; Mammalia; Primates; Cebidae
Gene: CDHR3
Product: cadherin related family member 3
Exons: 20
Coding region: 104-2488 (794 amino acids)
Biological process (GO): homophilic cell-cell adhesion
Cellular component (GO): cell-cell junction; membrane
Molecular function (GO): calcium ion binding
Source: RefSeq, a predicted model, not a curated record